AACCUCGACCUUACCUGCUACGCCCUCGUUUUUACCGCAUUUUUCACCAUGGUUCUCCUCGUCACGUCCGACAACGAGCAGUUUACCGCCGACAAGGAGGUCGUUGAGCGAUCCGUUCUUAUCAAGAACAUGCUUGAGGACGUCGGCGAGAGCGAUCAACCCAUUCCCCUUCCCAAUGUCUCGUCGAGCGUGCUGAAGAAGGUUCUGGAGUACUGCGAGCACCACCGUGGCGAGCCUCUCCCUAGCGCCGACACCGAUCAGAACCAAGAUGAGACACGCAAGCGCACCACUGAUAUCAGCGAGUGGGACCAAAAGUUCAUCACAGUUGAUCAGGAGAUGCUCUUCGAGAUCAUUCUGGCUGCCAACUACCUCGACAUCAAGCCUCUUCUCGAUGUCGGCUGCAAGACGGUAGCGAACAUGAUCAAGGGCAAGACCCCCGAAGAGAUUCGCAAGCUCUUCAACAUCGUCAACGACUUUACGCCUGAAGAGGAGGCUCAAAUCAAGAAGGAGAACGAAUGGGCCGAGGAUCGGUGAAUGUGUAACACGACGAUGAAAUAUCAUUGCACUAGUUCUGUACUGUCAUCUGCCUUGUACAUUGUUCUUGCUACCUAUCCAACGUUGUGAUAGAGUAGUAUCAUGCUUGACGAAAUAUAACCGCUUCGAAGCU
This is a messenger RNA of Coniophora puteana RWD-64-598 SS2, 667 nucleotides long. RefSeq names its product E3 ubiquitin ligase SCF complex Skp subunit. Gene Ontology annotation, cellular component: cytoplasm; nucleus. The transcript is spliced from 6 exons. Gene Ontology annotation, biological process: mitotic cell cycle; SCF-dependent proteasomal ubiquitin-dependent protein catabolic process. Lineage: Eukaryota; Fungi; Basidiomycota; Agaricomycetes; Boletales; Coniophoraceae. Gene Ontology annotation, molecular function: cullin family protein binding. The record is from RefSeq and is a predicted model, not a curated record. Bases 49 to 534 code for a protein of 161 amino acids.